UGCCCGCGCGCGGCGUGGAUCGCGGCCGCAGCCGCCAUUGUUCCGCCGAGGGAGGACAGCGGGGCCUGGCGCUGGCGCCGAGACGCCGCUUAGCGGCCGGCACUGGAGACGCUCGCUCCCGCCUGCCCCUCUCCUCCUGGCGGCGGCGGAGUGAGGCUGACUAGGGGAAACCUGGGAGCCCUCUCUGCCCUCGCCGCGGCGGCAGCGGCCGAUCCCCGGCUCCGGCACGAGGAGCGGCCGCGAUGCGUUCGGCCUGAGGCUCUCCGGCCCGGCCCUCCUCCCCUCCCCUGACUUCCAAGGCGUCUCCUACGCCCCAGCGUCAUCCUGCAAGUCCCUCUGCCGGGAGGGAAGAUGGCUGCACGGAGCUGGCAGGACGAGCUGGCCCAGCAGGCCGAGGAGGGCUCGGCCCGGCUGCGGGAAAUGCUCUCGGCCGUCCUAGGCUUUCUGCGCACCGAGCUGGGCCUCGACCUGGGCCUGGAGCCGAAGCGGUACCCGGGCUGGGUGAUCCUGGUGGGCACGGGCGCGCUCGGGCUGCUGCUGCUCUUCCUGCUGGGCUACGGUUGGGCCGCAGCUUGCGCCGGCGCCCGCAAGAAACGGAGGAGCCCGCCCCGCAAGCGGGAGGAGGUGGCGGCCUCGCCAGCCUCGGCCCCUGACGACCUAGCCUUGCUGAAGAAUCUCAAAGGCGAGGAGCAGAAGAAGAAGAACCGGAAGAAACUGCCCGAGAAGCCCAAACCAAAUGGACGGACUGUUGAAGUGGCUGAGGAUGAAGUUGUUCGAACUCCUCGAAGUAUAACAGCAAAACAGCCACCAGAGACAGACAAGAAAAAUGAAAAGUCAAAGAAAAAUAAGAAGAAAUCAAAGUCAGAUGCUAAAGCAGUGCAAAACAGUUCUCGCCAUGAUGGAAAGGAAGUUGAUGAAGGAGCCUGGGAAACUAAAAUUAGUCACAGAGAGAAACGACAGCAGCGUAAACGUGAUAAAGUGCUGACUGAUUCUGGUUCAUUGGAUUCAACUAUCCCUGGGAUAGAAAAUAUCAUCACAGUUCCCACCGAGCAACUUACAACUGCAUCAUUUCCUGUUGGUUCCAAGAAGAAUAAAGGUGAUUCUCAUCUAAAUGUUCAAGUUAGCAACUUUAAGUCUGGAAAAGGAGAUUCCACACUUCAGGUUUCUUCAGGAUUAAAUGAAAACCUCACUGUCAAUGGAGGAGGCUGGAAUGAAAAAUCUAUAAAACUCUCCUCACAGAUCAGUGCAGGUGAGGAGAAGUGGAAUUCUAUUUCACCUACUACUGCAGGCAAGAGGAAAACUGAGCCAUCUGCUUGGAGUCAGGACACUGGAGAUGUUAAUGCAAAUGGAAAAGACUGGGGAAGGAAUUGGAGUGACCGUUCAAUAUUUUCUGGCAUUGCUGCUUGGUCUAGUGUGGAUAGGGGAAUGAAUACCUCUGAACAGAAUUCUGCUUCUUUUGCAUCUCUCACACUUAACUCUGCUGUUUCUGGGUCUACAGCUGAGCCAGUUUCUCAGUCUACCACUUCUGAUUAUCAGUGGGAUGUUAGCCGUAAUCAACCCUAUAUCGAUGAUGAAUGGUCUGGGUUAAAUGGUCUGUCUUCUGCUGAUCCCAGCUCUGAUUGGAAUGCACCAGCAGAAGAAUGGGGGAACUGGGUAGAUGAAGAAAGAGCUUCACUUCUGAAGUCUCAAGAAUCAAUUCCUGAUGAUCAAAAGAUUUCAGAUGAUGAUAAAGAAAAGGGAGAGGGAGCUCUUCCAAGCGGAAAAUCUAAAAAGAAAAAAAAGAAAAAGAAGAAGCAAGGUGAAGAUAACUCUCUUGCACAGGACACAGAAGAAUUAGAAAAAGAAAUUAGAGAAGAGCUUCCAGUGAAUACCUCUAAAUCCCGUCCAAAACAGGAAAAGGUUUUUUCCUCGAAGACCGUAAGCACUAGUGAUCCACCUGAAGUACUCGUCAAAAAUAGUCAGCCCAUCAAGACUCUUCCACCUGCUGUUUCUACCGAGCCAUCUGUUAGCUUAUCAAAGAAUGAUUCAGACAAGAGCUCUUCCCAAGUGCCACCGAUGCUAUCAGAGACAGAUAAAUCCAAGUCAAAUAUGAAGCAAAAUAGUGUGCCUCCUUCCCAGCCCAAGUCUGAAACUAACUGGGAAUCUCCCAAACAAAUAAAAAAGAAGAAAAAAGCCAGACGGGAAACGUGAAUGUUUUUUCUCUCCCUGUAUUGGACAUGUGUUUGCAAACACUGUCUUGAAGAUUAUGCUGUUUAUGCAAUAAUUUGUGGACAUGUACAGAGUUUUAUAUAAAUUUAAACCAAUUUUUAAAACAAAACUGUGAACACAACCACCGUAAAAAUGGAAUCAAAGAAAAGUUAAUUUAUGAAAUUAAGAGGUCAGCAGAAUAUUCUACAUACAGUGCUGGAAGACACUUGGGAAAGUCUUUUCAUUGAACGAGAAUGAUCUUAAUUUAAGAAUAUUAUCCUGGUUUUACAACAGUGCCCUGUUUACAACAGAUUGUGCCCUAUCUCAUCUGCAGCUGAGGAAUAACGGAUUCUGAUUAGAGAAGGAUUGCCUUCAAAUUAGCAGGCAACUCUUUGGAUCUUAUGCACGAACUUGCACCAUUUGAAUCUAUUUUAUGCUUAAAUCAAAGUGCUUUGAUCAAAUGCAUAAUCUGCCAUAUCUUUACAUAUUUGUUGGUAGCAAUUUGUAUUAAAAGAAUCACAAGUGCAAAUAAAAAGUCAUUUAUCAUUUAUUUAACUAAACUGUCAUGGUUUAGUUUACAAUUUUUAAAAUAUUCUUAAUUCAGACAUUGAAAAUGCAAUUGACACUUGUAUGGCUUAUGAAGUUAUUUUUGAUAGUCUUGCAUUACUUGAAUUGUUCAAAGUACAGUAUAUUUUAAAUUAAAGGUAAACUAUGUAUUUCUUUUAUAUACAUUUAAGGUUCAGACUCACAAAUAAUGCUCUUGUUUAUGAUUUGAAAACUUUCAGGCAAAAUCCAGCUCACAUUUUUCCUUUCCCUAGCAGUUACUUUCUUUCCAGCAUCAACUCUUAGUUGCUAGUAAUUUUUUGACUUUAAAAUUGAAAUCAUUCACACACUUUGAGUAUAUGAUGGAGAAUGAAAACUAGAGUCAGACAGCUUUAAUUGACAUUGUCAAGACCUCCAGUUAUCAGGAAUACAUUUUUUUACUGCCUUAACCUGUAGUACGUAGAAUAUGCAUCAAUUUCUUGAAGAGGAUUCGUGUUUUUAUAAGAAUUUUCAUGUAAUUAUUGCAAUUGUGGUCAAAUAAGGAACGUUUCCUGCUUGAAAUUGUAUUGAUUUAAAUGAUGUGUGAGAUGUUUCACCAUUUUCAGGCACUGUGUAAUUCUAUUGUAAUAAACUGGCAGGUAUCUUUGUAACUAUAAAUAGUGCAUGCUCAGCCAUGUACACUGUAAAUAGCCUUUACCAAACGUGUUUGACAAGGACCAUAAUUAACAUCACUUAGUGACUUGUGAUAAAGAAAAAAAGCCAUGAUUUAUUUGAUGUGAUUGGCUUACUUGUUUUUAUGUGGCGCCAAGAAUGAACCUGUUUAACAGCUGUAACCAAUGGUACUGAUCUGUCCAUCCAGCGUUGUCUUUGAUUGUGGUUUUAUGAUAUUGCAUUGUCAGACCAGGAAAGCUAAAGAAACAGAAUGGUUUUAGUUUUGCUGAAGACUGGCCUUAUUAAUAGAGGCUUUCCUCACAAGGGUUAACUUUUAUCAGGUGUUAACAUCUGUUUCAGGAACAUGGCGGUAUGUUUACAUGUCGGAGGUUUUGUUUAAUUUUAUGGUAUUUCUAAAUCGAUUUGUUUAAAUAAAUUCAGCAAAUGGA
Messenger RNA from Oryctolagus cuniculus (rabbit), 3830 nucleotides. RefSeq names its product metadherin (gene MTDH). Gene Ontology annotation, molecular function: NF-kappaB binding; transcription coregulator activity. Gene Ontology annotation, cellular component: nucleus. The record is from RefSeq and is a predicted model, not a curated record. Gene Ontology annotation, biological process: regulation of transcription by RNA polymerase II; negative regulation of apoptotic process; positive regulation of canonical NF-kappaB signal transduction. Lineage: Eukaryota; Metazoa; Chordata; Mammalia; Lagomorpha; Leporidae.